This is a messenger RNA of Pristis pectinata (smalltooth sawfish), 2871 nucleotides long. RefSeq names its product homeobox protein DLX-6-like. NCBI's taxonomy places the organism in Eukaryota, Metazoa, Chordata, Chondrichthyes, Rhinopristiformes, Pristidae. The coding region runs from base 257 to 1003 and encodes 248 amino acids. Gene Ontology annotation, molecular function: DNA-binding transcription factor activity, RNA polymerase II-specific; RNA polymerase II cis-regulatory region sequence-specific DNA binding. The transcript is spliced from 3 exons. Gene Ontology annotation, biological process: negative regulation of transcription by RNA polymerase II; embryo development; cell differentiation. The record is from RefSeq and is a predicted model, not a curated record.
UAUCAGAUCCAUAUGCAUGAAGCAGCCAUGCAAAUCCAGAAGUUUUCCUGAAUUUCACGGGGAAUUCUCUCAACUUAACCCUCUUUUUUUACUCAGCGUACAAGUGGGGAAAUCACCUCUACUUGGAAAAUUGAGGAGAAGACGCUUGGAUUUGGUUGGCGAUCGGCCUCUGUGUCAGUUUCAUGUUGCGCGUCAAUUUCAUGUCAAUUUCCUGCAGGCUGGUAAUUCCUAGUCAGUCCCGUGCACUUCCUCGUUAAUGAUGACUAUGACCGCGAUGGCUGACGGUCUGUUAGCACCAGACUCAUCCAAGUCGGCCUUUCUGGAGUUUGGACAUCCAGCUCAGCAGUCAUCCCCUGGCAUGUCCCAUGGACACUAUCCGGUGCACGGCUUGCACUCGAGCGGACAUUCUCAGCACGAUGGUUCCUACUCAGGCGCCUCUUCCUAUGGCAGAUCGCUGGGUUACCCGUACCCAAGCCCAGUUAGCAAUCAUGCACCUAAUCCGUACAUGCCAUACCAGAACAGCAGCACUUUGGGUCACACCAGGUUAGAGGACACAGAACACGAGAAGUCGACUGUAAUCGAAAAUGGAGAAAUCCGAUUGAACGGGAAAGGGAAAAAGAUCCGAAAACCGAGGACCAUUUAUUCGAGCUUACAGCUGCAGGCUCUGAACCAUCGCUUCCAGCAGACGCAGUAUUUGGCUUUACCAGAGAGAGCAGAAUUGGCAGCCUCUCUCGGACUCACCCAGACACAGGUGAAAAUCUGGUUUCAGAACAAGCGCUCCAAGUACAAGAAGCUGAUGAAACAUGGCUCCAGUGUGCAAGAAGGUGACCAUCUGCCCACCUCUGCUGCUUUGUCUCCAUGUUCACCUAAUAUCCCACCAGUCUGGGACGUUGCCAUGGCAAAUAAGGGUGCCACUAUGCCACCAAACAGCUACAUUAACAGUUUUGGGUCAUGGUACCCACCACCCCACCAGGACACCAUGCCAAGACCCCAGAUGAUGUGAUUGACCAGGAGUACAAUCUAUCCCACAGACUUUCUGUCAUUUAAACAAAAAGGUUACAUGAUUUGAGGUAGUCUUAUGGACCAGAAAAGAUGACUGAUUUGGGAUAGCAAAGGCUAUAUGCUUUCAGUCAUAUCCAAACAGGUUUGUUCUAGAAAUGCAAUGAGUAUAUAGAGUCAAGCUCCUCUAAUGAGUGCAAUGCAAUCCUUGUAAGAUGUUUGGAAUUCUAUUGGAGAAGUUUGAUACAUCUAUAAUCUACGUUGUGAAUUGCAAAAAAAAAACAAUGGACUGAUUUUAUAGCUCUUCUAUUAAGCUCAAUUUUAAUGUUGUUUAAAAAACACACUUUUACUUCAAGAUGCAGAUCCUUCUUAGCUGGUUAAAAUGCAAAGGCUGUAUUUCAGAGUGUUCACAGACAGGCCCCAAUCUCUGCUGAGGAUAAAGGCCAUAUCAACGGUGUUUUAUUUAAUGAUCAUAACUCCGGUUUGAAGCAUUAUGUGGUUUUCGAGAUAAAACUGCAAACACCUGUUUAGUUGUAAAGUAUCAUACUGGAAUUUUCAGGUGUCCUUUUUAUGCAACAGUUUUAUGUCAGGGUGAAAUGAAUAUGAUAAAUUCAAACACAUACAGUUGCCAAGAUGUGUACAGUUGGAAAUAAUUGUUGGAAAUACAAAGCUAUUUUCCCAGCAUUUACAAAGAGGAAAAGACAGACCAAAGUUUUGGGCUUUGAUCCUUGAUCCAAAGGAUUCCUUAAAAUUCUGAGAAAAGAAAGUCAUUAAGUCAAACAUUUAGCUGUCUGGUUACAGAUGCCAGGGAAAUAUAGUGCAUUUUCACUGUUUUCAGCAUUUAAAAAAAACAAUUGUCUGCACUUUCAUAUUUGCCCUAUGUUUUAGAACUUUCUCAGAGAUGGAAGGAAACUUUAAAAUACCCUUUCCGAUUUUAGUCUAUUAACAUCUCAACUAGCACGAGUAGGUUGUACCAUUACUCCGCACAGUAGUUUCAUCCAUUAUAAUCUGUUACGUUUAAGUUUAAAUGAUCGCUAAUCAAGACCGCAAGUGUUUAAAAUAACUAAAGGCAGAAGGCCUACUUUGGGUCAAACCAAUCCAAUUAUUGUAAGGAAGGUAUGCCCACCCAACCACUAUUCCUGCUUCUUCCCUCCAGAACCAACCCAACCCAUACCCCCCACAAUAAACUCAAUACUUAAUGAUGAAAUGUGAUGUGUUAUCGGAAAUGAAACAACCAGCUGGAGGUGACUCGCAUUUGAAAUACAGCCUAUGUAGGGAAAUAAAAGGGAUAUGUUUAGCUCAUCCAAGCAAUAUGAAGGCAAACGAUGUCUUGGAGAACAGAACGGUAGAACACAGUACGUGUGUGUAUAUAUUGUUAAAUUAGUUGUAAAUAGUGCAUAUGUAUUAUGUCAUUAUUCUAAGUAAAUCAGUGAUACGCGUUCAAAGCAUCCUAUAUACACCCGAUUCGGAUAAACGUGGCUACUCGAUUUAAUAGUACGUUUCUCAGGAUAAUAGAAGCCGAGCGUGUUCGCAUUUUUUUAAGAAAAAAAGCAAUGCCGACUUACUGUGGACUUAACUGUAAUUAUGUGUAAAGGAAAGGCAGGAUGAUUGCAUGUAAUUGAUCAAACUAUUCCAUUCAUUCUACAUCCCUACACCAUUUCUUACUUACGUUUCCCCGAGGUCAAACAUAGACGUGAAGCUUACUAGAUUUUUAAAAUUAUAUAAAAUGUCUGCGGACACGUUAAACAGUGGAGGGAACGUGAUUUUAUUUUUGCAUGACAACAUAUUAAUUUGCCGAGAAGAAUUGGUGCAUUUCUGGAAAUGUUGUUAUUUGUCUUUCUGAUUAAAAAGGCCUUGGACUUUUAAAAUUCA